This is a messenger RNA of Leptopilina boulardi, 2383 nucleotides long. RefSeq lists its product as uncharacterized. Lineage: Eukaryota; Metazoa; Arthropoda; Insecta; Hymenoptera; Figitidae. The coding region runs from base 228 to 1748 and encodes 506 amino acids. Gene Ontology annotation, cellular component: extrinsic component of mitochondrial inner membrane. The transcript is spliced from 2 exons. The record is from RefSeq and is a predicted model, not a curated record.
UUCCCGAAAUUUCCCUUUGUUACUUUUUCAUAUCGCUCUUUGUCUCUCAUUUAAAUUCCAUUUUUUAUCUCCAUCAAGAUUAUAAAUCAACAAUGAACACGAUAAAGUAGAAUAUAAGAUUAUCUCGAUUGUGUGUGAUUAAAAAAAAAACAAAGAUAUAAAAGUGCAAAAUUCGGAAAACAAUCAGUGUCUAUUUAGUGUUUGAACAUAACCUUUAAAAACAGAAAAUGACUUUCUACGAUUUCUUCAAUUUUCUUUUUAAUGACUAUGACGAUGACGACGACGACAGUUACAAUUAUUAUUACAAUUAUCCACAUAAUCGAAAAACAGUGAUAAAAAAAGAUCCCUCCGAAGAGCAAAUUGAUUUUUUCUAUCCAAAUGCAUGUCAAAUUUGUGGUUCGCGUAAAAAUCUUAAACGUUGCGCCAAAUGUCAAAUGAUUUCCUAUUGCGGUAAACAACAUCAAACUGAACAUUGGCGUUUACAUAAAUAUUAUUGCACAUUACUCGUUGAUUUACGUAAAAAACAUGGUUAUCUACGCAAUGCAAAAGAUCGUAAAUUAGAAAAUUGGACACAAGCUAAAAUCGCUUGUAUCAAUAAUAUUUCAACGAAACUUGGACGUCAGCUCACUUUAUAUGAACAAAAAGUGAUUAAAUUUAUACGCUCCUGUUGCAUUUGUCAUGAUAUCGAUAAUAAUAAACUUAUAAAUUGUCCAAAUUGCGCGAGUAUUAGUAUUUGUCAUCAGCAUAAAGAUCGUUUUCAUGAUAUUCAUACAAAAGAAAAAUGCGAUGGUUUCAAACUUUGCUAUCAACUUGAUUGCGAGCAACUUCAAUUGAUAAAAGAAAAGGAGGAAAUGAAGAAAAACAAAAAAAAGAAUGACAGCGAUUCGGAAUAUUUUAAUAAUUCCAGCGAUGAUUUUGAUUCUAAUGAUGGUUCCACUUCCGAUGAUGAAAAUAAUUCAAAUUUAAAAAUCACUGAAUUAAAAUCAGCGCCAAUGAAUUUAAUUCCAUAUUUCCAACAACAACAACCGAAUUCAACAUUAAAAUUCAUCGAAAUGUCAUCAAUUCAAAAAAAAUCAUUUAAUGAAAUAAAAUUAAAGGAUUUUGAAAUUCCCGAUUUAUUCAUAAAGCCAUUGAUUGCAUAUCGUGCAUUACAAAUUUUAAAUCAAUUAAAUAAAUUUGAUAUUACAAUUCAUUUAAUUGAUUCACAAAUUAAUGAUCUUGAAACAUGUGAUUUUUGGGAAACAUUAUUUCAUUUAAUUCCCAAUUUAAAAAUAUUAAAAAUUAUUAUUUUAAAUCCAGAAUUUUCAAAACAAUGUCUACAGCCAAAUUUAUGUACAAAAUGUACAAAUAGCGAGAAAACAUUGAUAUUUGAAAUGAAAAAAAUUCAUUACAUUGAUUAUUGUAAGGAUAAAAUGUAUAUAAUGCCAAAUUUGAUAAUUGGUUAUUUGACAUUAUUAAAGGAAACUCAUGAUGCUUUAAAAGCAAUUGGAAAUUUGAAAAUAAUACCAUUGGCAUUGACGACAAAUUGUCAGAAAACAACAAAUGAAAAUUAUAAAAUUGUGGAAAAAUUGUUUGGAAAAAAUAUUAUUCAUCAACAUUAUUAUGAAAAGAAUUUAUUUUGUGGCGUUAAACCAAUAAUGGAUUAUAAAACUGAUGGAUUUUAUUACAAUCAUCAAUUUUUGACACUUUAUAAAAAUUUCGAUGUAAUCGAAAUGAGAAAACGGAAAAUGAAUGGAAUUCAAAAAUAGACACACACAAGUUUUAGGAUUUGUAAUUUUUUUUUACAAAACAAAGGAAGGAAGAGGACAAAAAUUCAAAGGAUGAUGGGGAAAAAAGGAAGAUUAUUGUAAUCUUGUAAAAAAAGAUUUUUUUAUAUUGUCAAGAUCAUUAUUAUAAAGCAAUGAAGUAUAUCUUCGUACUCAAUUAUCCAGUAUUUUAUGCUUUUAAAAUUAAAAUUAACUAUAUUAUUAUUAUUAUUUUUUUUAUAUAAGAAAACGAUUUCAGUAAGUAAACAAGACUGAUAAAUUUCAAAUGUAAAUAAUUUGAACAAAUUUUUCUCAGGUGUUCAUUAAGUUAAGAUGUUAAAAUGUUCAUAUAUAAUCGUAUGCUUGUAAUUUUAUUUCAAUACUGUUUUUUUUUCUAUGUUAAAUUUUCGUUUAUUUUUAGUUUUAAAAUUGAAAAUAAUUUAAAGUUCGUUAAGAAAUGUGAUUAAUGUUGAAAACGAAAAAAAAAAAGUAUUUGCAGAAAUCUCUUUAAAAUAAUAUAAAUUCAAUUUUUCACCGUUCUUUUUUUAAUUUUAGUAACAUUAUAAAAAGAAAAAAAAAUCAAAGUUUAAAAAAAAUUAUAUUACUAAGUAAACAAUAAAAAUACAAUUUUUAUUUUA